AUGGCCAAUAGCUCUUUUCUGCUCUCGAGGUCAUUCGGAUCCUUGGAAGAGUAUGCCAAAGCCAGAGAGUCCCUUGUGAAAGCUGAGAAGGCACGCGGCUAUGAAGGCCUAGUCCAGAGAACGAGUUUGGAAUCGGCAGCCGAGGAUAUUAUCCAACAACUCAAAGCUUGGGAAGAUGAAAAUAUUUAUGGUAUCAAGAGCGACGGCUCUGGUUUCGAGGCAGGCCAUCGGUUUCUCCAUGGCUUGGAUGUAGCACCAACGAGCAAGCUGUUUGAGGCUGCCGUCAAGGCCCCCAAAGGCUGUCUUUUACACUGCCAUUAUGACUGUCUUCUGCCUCCGGAUACCGCCCUCAGCGAUGCUCGCAACCAGCCGAACCUUUAUAUCAAGGCUGACGUGCCAUUGGUCUCCGAAGGACUCUUUGCAUACGCAUUACCACAGUUUGACGUGUUUAGCGAAAAUAUACCACUGGUUGACUCUACCAACAUUUUUAGCAAAAGUUAUGUCGCCGGAUCUUGGAUGCGUUAUUCUGAGUUUCUGGCUAGAUUUCCAGGCGGGGCUGAGAAAGCAGAAGCAUGGCUUCAUAAGCGAAUGGUGUUGAAGCCAGAAGAUGCGUAUCACCCAAAGCAGACAGUUGAUGGCAUUUGGCAACAAUUCAUUCGCUCAGUAACAGUCAUUCGAUCGAUGCUCGGAUAUGAAACUGCGUACAGAGAACAAUUUCGAAGAGUGUUAUGGAAGUUUGCGCAAGACGGCAUCAUGUAUGCAGAGAUUCGAGUAGCUCUCAAUUAUGGCUUCGCCAUCAAAUCUGACGAUGGUACUCGAGAACUCAAGCAAAAGGAAGCUUUGGAGAUUUUCCAGAGCGUCCUCAAAGAAGAAAUCCCAAAGAUUCACGCUGCGGGGCAUGUUUUUUAUGGCGUCAAGGUUAUCUAUGCGUGCAUGAGAUCUUCUUCUAGAGAGGCCAUGCUAUGGUGCAUGGACAACUGCAUCGAAAUGAAGCAGCUGUUCCCUGACUUGAUUUGUGCAUUUGAUAUGCAAGGUCAGGAAGAUACUGGCCACCCGCUCUCGUACUGGGUCGCCGACCUUCUCGACAUGCGCGCUAAGAUCACUCAGCUAAAUCUUGAUUUGCCAUUCAUCUUUCAUGCUGGAGAAACACUUGAUCACGGCGGAGAAACUGAUUCAAACUUGUACGAUGCCAUCCUUCUAGACACUAAGCGCAUCGGUCACGGUUUCAGCAUUACCAAGCAUCCGCUUCUGAUGCAGCUUUGCAAAGAGAGGCAAAUAGCCAUUGAGACUUGCCCUAUAUCUAACGAAGUGCUGGGAUUGGUCCCCACAACGAAAUCUCACCAUUUACCAGUGCUCUUGGCAAAUUGUGUACCCUGCACUGUCAACAGUGAUGAUCCUGGAUCUUGGGAAGCGAGCAUGCUAUCUCAUGACUUUCACCAAGCAAUGAUGAGCAGCGAAAACAUGACGCUCAUGGGCUGGCGAACUAUUGCCGAAUGGAGUAUCUCAUACAGCUGUACAAGUGAAGCGAUGAAGACGGAGAUGCUAAAUGCCUACAGAAACAAAUGGACAGAAUUCUGUCAAUGGAUUAUUGAUACAAACGAAAAGAACUAG
Molecule: messenger RNA, 1611 nt
Organism: Trichoderma atroviride IMI 206040
Lineage: Eukaryota; Fungi; Ascomycota; Sordariomycetes; Hypocreales; Hypocreaceae
Biological process (GO): adenosine catabolic process; inosine biosynthetic process
Molecular function (GO): adenosine deaminase activity
Source: RefSeq, a predicted model, not a curated record